This is a messenger RNA of Vollenhovia emeryi, 4731 nucleotides long. RefSeq lists its product as uncharacterized. The transcript has 7 exons. NCBI's taxonomy places the organism in Eukaryota, Metazoa, Arthropoda, Insecta, Hymenoptera, Formicidae. The record is from RefSeq and is a predicted model, not a curated record. The coding region runs from base 2212 to 4299 and encodes 695 amino acids.
AGGCGGGCGUCUCGACCAAUUCGACCACCGAGGCAUAUGGUAAUAUUAGUCGCAAUAACAGUAUAAAGCUGUUGUUUACGCGUAUAUUUCAACUUUUUUAGAACUGCGCGCUGAUAAUUACUGCUGGCGACUUUUAAAAACAUUCUCAUUGGUUGAUAAAUAUCGUUAUCUUUUAAAAUUAUCAUUGUAAAUUACGUUUUUAUAUUACUUUUAUGCUAUGCUAAUACACGAACGUGUUUGCAGCAAGACAGCAAUUAUCAAAAUGCUGGCAGUAUUCAAGACAAAUUUUUGCGUUCAUCUUUCGAGAAAGCAGAGGGCAAACACAUUUGUUCGUACAAUACUUGUGGAACGUGUGAACUCCAAGAGAUCGAGUUGUGCUUAAGAUUGAGGUCAUUUGUUACUUAUAUAUUUAUUUUGUCCAAGUCUGUGAGGAAUCACGAGGUAAAAUUACAACAAUAUUUUUCAAGUGCAGAGAUACUGUUCCUUCUGAUCCGAAAUUGCAAGACGCUCUCGUCCCUUCCGAAACGAUCCAAAUGAUUGAUGCAGCGACGGAAACGAGUAAUGGAGCGAAAAUCUGUCGCAGGUGACAAUGAAGGAAAAAAGGAUCAUUCCACAUGUACAGAUGGCAUUCUUGCGGAAGUGCACGACAGAAAAAGGAUUGAAGAUAACUUCGACAUAUUUGGGAAAAGCGUAGCGUUCCAAUUACGAACUAUUGAUAUUCGUAAGUGCAGUGUGUCUAUUUAUAACAGGAAAUAUCUGUCAUCGUUGAACUAGCACAGCUUGAUUUUAGAGACUGCUGGGGAAUUGGAAAAGGAAAUUCAAAAGUUGAUAACAAAAGCACGAUUAAAAGUCUUAGAAUGUAAAUUCACGGAUCAGAAUAGCAGCUCAAUCUGCUGUUGCGAUUGUAACGACUGUACAGUAAUGUGUAAAGACGAGACUUGUAGCUGCGGGCUAACAUUGAAGGAAUGUUUAUUACUUACUAAAGUCAAAGGAAGCAAGGAUUACGGAUUUUGUUACAAUUAUUAGACAACAGGGAGAAAAACUGGCGAUGAAGCGCUAACGUGGUUACAAGCGAUAUUCUCAAUUUAAAUUAUUAUUUAAAGUUGGAUUUAUAUGUAAGAGUGAUUUAUAUACAGCUAAAAAGCAAAACAAUAAAUAAGCGAUAAGAUGCAAAUAAUAUGAUCUUUUCUGCAACACUUUAUUAAUGUUUUAAAGAAUUUAAAGGACUCAGAGCCGUGACAGGGUGGUAGUGUCUAAUUUUAUUAUAUUAAUGUAUGGUACAAAUAUAUUCUGUAAAAGAAUACUUAAGUAAACAGUUAUAAAUUAUACAAUGUAUAUAAUCUUUUGCUGAUCACUUACUACUUUCAAACAGUAGAAAACUCUCGUUACAUCGAAUGUUGAAAUAAGCAGAUGUAUUCACUUAAGAUUACAUAAAUAAUUGCAGUUUCCUUCAUGUGGUUGUCAUGCAAAAUUGCGCAAGUUUUUUAUCCGUAGAAUAUGCAAAUCUUAAUUCCGCGCUGUUAACGAAUUAAAUAAUUAUGUCCUUUAAGUGGAACGAAAAUUUAACUCUCACCUUUUUAAAUGCAUAUCGAAAGCACCAGUGUCUUUGGAAUCUACAUUGUGUAAAAUACUAUGAUUGUUUGGCCAAAAAUGAAGCAUUGAAGAACAUCAUUAAAGAACUUAACAUACCCGAAUUGAAUAUGUCCGAUUGUUUAGAACAGAUCAAAGUGAUAAGAAAAAAAUAUGGGCAGGAACAAAUAAAAGUUAUCAAGGGAUUUCAAUCGAGCAAACCAUACAAAUCUCCUUUCGCUUGGUUUUCCCUAGUGGCUGGAAUGUUAGCAAAGGUGAUUGACGAUGAGGACAAGUUACAGGUAAAUGGAUUAUUUUGAAAGAGUCGUACGUCGAUAUUCAAAAACUCUUACAAAUUGUGCUCGCAUAGUUAAAUUACUAUUUACAUUAUUAUGGAUAGAACAGAAGCGAAUCGGUGCAAAUAAUAUCUCCUUCAAAAGAUUGCGUCACAACAUCGUAUGACAGACAUAACAGUAGAUCUAAUUUUCCUUGCGUUCAAGGAACGAGGCAACAUAAGACAAAACCAAGAAAAAACACCAAAUUUGCAGAAACAGGUAAAAAAGUGUUUAAGAAAUAAUCGUUUCUGUUUUAAAUUUGCUGUUAUUAAACAUCGAAUUUAUUUGUCGCACCCAAACGCUGUAUAUGCCAGGAAAUCUUGAUAUAUUAGAUCAUAAAAGCAAAGGGCAGAAUGAUGCGCAAUUACUCCAUCAGUGUCCAUCCUGUGGCUGGAAAGAUAUAAGACCUGACAAAUUGGGUUCAACUGCUGGAAAAGCUUAUGAACAAAUAAAACCGUUAGCUAUCGCAGCCCCUUGUCCAGAAUAUUCCGAUUUCGCCGAUAAACUUUACGAAGGAUACAAGGAACAUCAAUACCGAACAGCUAGAGAAAUAGAUACUAUACAAGGAAAAUAUAAUAUAAUCCCAUGUCCAGGCUUUCGCAGCGGUUUACCAAGUUAUACCCGCUAUCCUGCAGACGUGUUAACAACUCAAACUUAUUAUCCGCAAAGCACUCGCAAUUACAUAAAUCAAGCGAUGAUACCGGAACCAAUUGUUAUGUCCAAACCAAAAUCCUGUAAAAGAGAAACACAAUUAUCAACAAAACAACUAGGAACUGUCGAGCAACAUGAGGACAAAGGAAUACAAAACACAGUUUGCAUGUCAAAACUGGAGACAGAUGUUGAACGAAAGUAUUAUAGAAGGGGCCAAAGUAAGCCUUUAACAUCUCAGGAAGAGUUGAAGCAAGUAGCAGUAAAUACCACGCAAAAGGGAGAUAAAACGACUCGGAAUACAAUCUGUGCGAACCUGAGUAAUUGCCAAGCUCCUAAAAAAUGUUCCUCCACGCGAGAAGCAAAGCAAAUGGACGCGAAUACAGUGAAGUGCCCUGAAGUGGAGAGUUUGGAAGCAUUAGAUGGUAAGGAACGCCUUGAAAAUGAAGUUUGCAUUAGAGAAACCUGCUUUCGUGACACAAUGGAAAUUAUUAAACAGAGUUCUGCGGUGACACAGGCUUUACUUCGAUGCUUGGAAACAGUAAUGCAAGCAAAAGUUUCUUCCAUUACGUCGCUUCUAUCGAGGAGAGAUUAUGUAAAUUCUAAUUCCUCCGGGAUGACUGUUUGUGAGCAAAUUUCAUCCAAAUUUGCCAAUGAAAAUAGACAUUUUGCCGCUAGUUCUGCUGUUGAAUUAGAAAGUAUAAGUUGUUUACCGUGUUUAGAAAAAACGGAAACCCUUUUGGAGUUAAUGAAAUGUAUUCGUGAAUUAAACAGUGAGAAUGUGCAAAAAAGCUGCGUGAGGAAAGAGGAUGCAAUGCAUACAUUUGUCGUUUUGAGUAAAAUAAAAGAAUGUGCAGACGAAAUUUUAAAAAUAUGUAUGCUCGUGGAUUGUUCGAAGAGACAGUUGUUAAAUAAGUUUUACUCUAGAUUUAAAUCGAAAAGUAAAUGCCCUUCGAAGCAAAACUCCGCUUUAAAUUUGAUUCAAGCUCAAGAGGAAGAUGUUGUAGAACAAUCUGCAGCUUUUGCAAACUCGAAAGACAUAGAAGUACUGUAUGGUCCCUCCAUAUCGAAAGUCAGCAAUCACAAUCUUUCGGAGAAUGGCACUGCACACGUAGAGAUGAUGGAAGAACUCUUCGUCAAGGAUAAAGCUGUUCCUGCACGCACAGAGAAUCAUGAUAUCGGCUUGAAUGUGUCGGUGCCGCAGAUAUCGCUUCGUGAAGCGGGAACUCAAUAUACCCCGAAGCAAUUACAAGACACAGGAAUUGUAACUGAUCGCAGUUUUGGAGAAAAGAUAAACGUAGCCACUCAACAUCACGAGCCUAUGUUGAUUCGCGUAACCAAGUCCAAUAAUAGCGAAGGUAUUCUAAAAUUGGAUAAGGAGACGUGCGUGCGCGACGCCCAUAUUCUACGGUGGGCGAACGUCGACAAGUGGUCAAAAAAUAUGUAUCAGAAGUACUCGGUUAAAAAAUAUUACGAGCUAUCGCACCCUGUAAUGUCUCACGUACGUGAGAAAGAAGUGAAUUAUAUAGACUACCGUACGUUUUUGUUAUCAAACGGAACUUGUAGAUACAAGAAAAGAUGCAGGAGUUCAUUGCCGCGCGAUCACGACUGGACCACGGCAAAUACUCCAAAGCUUGAAUUAUCGUCGAAUCAAUAUGUCUCCAGAAUCCCAUUGUAUGCGAGAUCGCGCAAGUAUACAAGGAAAAGAACUGAAUUGCAUAGAAUGUCACAAUCAUACAAUAUAUAGCUACUUUUUUAAUGCAUGCAAUAUGACCAAUAAACGUGAAACAUAUAGAAAUAAAUCCUGUAGAUCGACAAUUAAUUCUUUGUCAAGGUCUCCAAAUAAACUACGAUUUUUUAUUCCAAUCCCAUUUUAUUACAUGAAAAUGUGAAUAUUUUCGCAAUUAGAACAUGGGUUCCUAAUUGUAAAGAAUACAUAUCUCUUGGCGUGAAUUAAAACAGACUGUUAUACGAGGGGGGGGGAGGGGGUACCAAUAUUUAAAUUUAAUAAAAUAGUAUAAGAGAUACACUUCUAUUUUUUUAGUGCUUGUUUUUACAUGUGUGUUUUAUAGGAUUUACAAAUCAGUAAUAUAGUAAUUUGCCAAUGACACUAAUCGAUUAUCAAUUAUUUCUCCUGAGUGUAUUCAUUCUUCGAUAUGUGGAUACAAAUAAUGUACAA